Molecule: messenger RNA, 494 nt
Organism: Linum tenue
Lineage: Eukaryota; Viridiplantae; Streptophyta; Magnoliopsida; Malpighiales; Linaceae
Source: the annotation of a GenBank genome assembly
UUUGUCAAUUGAAAUUUAAGAGAGAAGGCAAAAGAUCUCCUCAAUCAAGCGAUUGUUCUUGUUCUCGAGCAUAAUGGAAAAGGCUUAUUUCAAGGUGUUAUGCAUCAUGGUUUUAAUUCUGUCACUUUUUGGUAGCGAGAGUAAUAAUAUUGGAGUGGAUGGCGCUAACAUAAGCCAACCUUGCAAAACUGAUGCUGAUUGCCUGGCCCCACCGGGAGCAUGUGCUUGCAACGUCGAAAUCCGCCAAUGCUUCUGCCCACCGCCCAAACAAGAACAGAAUCCAGAGAUCCCCAUCCAAGCUUCCAAGAGCGUCCAAGAAGGCAAUUAAAUGUAAAAAAGAGUUCAAAAUUAUGCAUGAGCAGAUCUCAAAAUAAUUCAUGUGUAAAAUGCUCAUUAUCAGAGGCAAACAAUAAAAUAAAAACUUCGGAGUAGACUUUCCUUUAACCAGACUUGCUUCUAUCUCGAUUUUUAUAGUAAAAGUAGUGUCUUCCGAU